UUCCAGAACCGCAUCGGAAUGAUGGAUGAUUCAGCAAUCUCAAAUAUUCACAGAGUUCAAACGUCUACCCUAACGUUGUGUUUGAAGUUCCUCGAAGCUGAUUAACUGGAAUCUCUGUGCAAUCACCAACGCUUCAGAAUUUACUGGAAUAGUGACACAACUUCGACUGCAGUUAUUGUAAUUGUCGUUCGUUACAAGAAUUGUGUGUCGUGCAAGAGCUUCUACAGCGCCGAACAUGAAUAUCUUAACUUCUGAACUGUCGAACCAAGCCUGUCAACAGGAGUCGUUCAUUGACUUCACGUUUCCGUCAUCAAAAUGCGAAACAUCAGAUACUAUCGCUAAACAAAGAGAAAAAAUUAAGCAAGAACCAGCAACAGAAAAUUCUUCUGAAGAAGUACAUCAAUCGGAAAAAGCUCCACAGAAGAAAUACGUUUGGAAAUUUAUAUUGAAAAACGUAAUUCUGAUGUCUGGACUUCAUAUUAUCAGCAUAUAUACGAUCUUUCGGCUUCCUCAAAUGAAAAUGUUCACAAUCUUAAGUGCCAUUGUAUCUCAUGUACUGGCUCUACUCGGAGUAACUGCGGGAGCACAUCGCUUGUGGACGCACAGAGCAUACAAAGCAAAACUUCCGCUGCGGAUCUUUUUGAUGAUUUUGGAUUGCUUGGCUCUUCAGAAUUCAUUAUUUGAUUGGUGCCGAGAUCACCGAACUCAUCACAAAUAUUCAGAGACGGACGCAGACCCACAUAACGCAUGCCGUGGAUUUUUCUUCAGUCAUAUGGGUUGGUUGCUCAUUCGAAAACAUCCAGACGUUGCAAAGAAAGGACGAACUAUUCAAAUAGAUGAUUUGAUGAAGGAUCCAGUGGUUCGAUUUCAACACAGAUUUUACGUUCCCUUGGCUAUCUCGAUUUGCUUUGUGUUGCCGUCGGUGAUACCGUGGUAUUUUGGUGGAGAGACCAUUUGGAAUGCAUAUUGUAUGGCUGCAUUGCGCUACUGCGUUUCAUUGCACCUAGCAUGGUGCGUUAACAGCGUUGCACAUAUGUAUGGAAAUCGUCCUUACGACAGAAGCAUACACCCUGUUGAAAAUUUAUUUUUGACGUGGAUCGUGUUAGGUGAGGGAUUUCACAAUUAUCAUCAUACAUUUCCUCACGACUAUGCAGCAAGUGAAUACGGAAUGAAACUUAAUCUGGCAACAAUUUUUAUCGAUUUCAUGGCCCUUAUUGGUCAAGCUUAUGACCGUCGAUCGAUGAGCAAAGAAGUUAUUGAAGCCCGUAAACGAAGAACGGGAAUGUAUUCUGACGUUCAAGAAAUAGGAUGGUGAAAAAGACAUUUCCUGUCUUUUGGUGAUUUUGUACAUGCAAUAAUUUUGUUUAGUAGUUCUACAAUGAGAACAUUCCUACAUAUAUAUAUAUAUAUUGUGAUAUAUUGCGUUGUUAGACUGUUCCAAGGGUGCCGCGCUCGAUAACCCGAAUUGGUUUUCGGCGUCUCCUUUCAUCCUGAAGUGCGAUUUUUUUAUUUUCUCUGAAUUUGUGUAUGUAUAGUUUGUAUUUUCAGUAUGGUGAAGAAAUAA
Molecule: messenger RNA, 1564 nt
Organism: Styela clava
Lineage: Eukaryota; Metazoa; Chordata; Ascidiacea; Stolidobranchia; Styelidae
Product: stearoyl-CoA desaturase 5-like
Biological process (GO): unsaturated fatty acid biosynthetic process
Cellular component (GO): endoplasmic reticulum membrane
Molecular function (GO): iron ion binding; stearoyl-CoA 9-desaturase activity
Source: RefSeq, a predicted model, not a curated record